GCCGAAUGCCGCAUACUUCGCUGGCUAAUGGCGUUAACGAAGGGGCAAGAUGAAGGGCCCUAGGGCUUAUGCAUAACUCAUGCCAAUGUGGACCAAAUAUGCAUGAUUGAUGAGGGGUUCAUAUUUAAUAGUUGCUGCCCGAGGAAUCGAUUUCGAAUCUGCAUUCUCUCUCUAUCGAGGGCAUCUGGCAUGUUGUUCUGUUACAAUCGGAACCAAUUUUACCUCAUUCGCACUCCAUGCCCGCUCGUCGUUUUGCUAGGAAAGUCUGGGAGAUUGGAUGGUAGGCAGUCAAUGGCGGGAUGGUUCAUACCACGUUUGCCGCGGAUGCUGCUGCUGCUGCUGCUGUUAAGUGUUUCGGUGUUGUCAGAUCGUAUGCAGCAGGAGCAAGAUCGGCAGCGCCCACGUUCCAUGACCGAGCAGAUCGAGCUGAUCCUUGCCAGUAUCGAUGCGAUCGACAUCGUCACACCCGGGGGUGACUAUGAUAGUGGUGUGCUUAGUGAAGAUCAGCGACACGAGGAGCGACUACUGCAGCAGCAGCAGAAGCGAACGGUGCGCCGUUACAGCUACGAGUCGCCGAUGGAGGAUGCCUGCACACCGGGGUUAAGCUGGCAGGGGGACCGAUUUCGAUCGCAAUGGAACGAGAAUGCGCGCACCGGUGCCGGGUAUGUGGUUUAUGGCAACCUGAGUGCCUUCUUGACCGCUGGCUAUGCGUGUCUGUUCGAUCCCCUCGGUACCUAUUUGCUGCUACUAGCCACUACUACUACUACUGCUACUACUACUGUAGCCAGAAACCAGUCGAUGCAGCAGGGCCAAAAGGUGAAGGGUGAAGAAGAACAGAAGGAAGAGAAGCUGGGGUGGCCCAAUGAAGGACAACUGGAGCGUGAGGAGCGGGAUCAGCUGGUGACAGUGCUGCGGCUGAUCUGGUCGCGCCAGGGUGCGUUCCGAGUAUUUGUCCAGCUGCACAGCACCAUCGUUACUUACGACCCGUUCGCACCGAAGGAGGAAAUUGAACCCGACACCACCAAGUGCCCCGGUGCUCGUCAGAAUCCUGCACACGGUGCACUGAUCGAUCUGGCCAUCGGUAACGGUUUGCCGGACGUUCCAUGCCAUAAUUUCCAUGGAUUUUCGGUGCGCGUGGAAGUAUUUCGAUCGGUCUACAGCAACCCGGUGAUGGGUGAAGGCGCGGCGACGGUUUACCGGGGAGCGGAUAUUACCGCACGCGACGUACUGCAACAGCAUCUCAACAUUACCGUAAUCCACGUGCCGGCCGAUGCCGAUCUGUUCGGUGAUCGGAUGCCUAAUGGUAGCUUCACGGGCGCCAUGGGCCGGCUGGUGCGGCGCGAGGUGGAUGUCGUGUUUACCGGUUUCUUCAUCAAGGACUACUUUACACGCGACCUCGAGUUCACUGCCAGCGUGUACUCGGACGCGGUAUGCUGUCUGGUGCGGAAAGCCCGCCGCAUACCGGAAUACCUGCGGCCGCUGUACAUCUUUCCCGCCGACAUCUGGGCCAUGCUGGUCGGUCUGGGUGCGCUCUGUUCAGUGUGCUGGGCGGUACUGCGUGCCUCCCUGAAAUGUGUGCGUACGCGUGCUGCAGAUCGUUUCACCGCGGCCACUACCAUCACCGGCGGGUGGUUAUCCCGCCGAUAUCGCUGGGCUGUGCUGUUUAACCAUUCGCGAGCGCUACGGCGUGCGUCCCGGGGUCGCCAAUGGUUGCAGAUAGUGAUCGACACGUACAUCCUGUUGCUGAGUGCACCCUACCAGCGGUUCACUCGUGCCGGUCCCGAGCGGCUCUUCCUCACCGGCCUCCUGCUCGUCAGCCUCAUCUUUGUCUCGCUCUACCAGUCCGGGCUGGCGGCCGUUUUCGUGAACCCGAUGUAUGGGCGCGACAUCAAUUCGUUGGCGCAGCUGGACGAAAGCGAAAUGGCCAUACCGGUGAAGUACCGGGGCUUCCUAGACGACGUGUUCGCCGUGAACUACAGCACGCUGAUGGAUUCGCUGCGGCGUCGCAUGGUGCACCUGCCAGUGCAGGAGUCGAUGCUGACGCGCGUCGCCCGGCUCGGCAAUAUAGCCACGGUUACGCGUAAAUCUUCGCUUGCCCUGGACAACGCGGUCUACAUGGCCACGCGCCAGCUGCACCUGAUACCGGAGUGCCCGCGCACCUACAACCUGGCCUACGUGUUGCAGCGCCGGUCCGUCUUUGGCGAGUGUUUCAACCGGGUACUUCUGCGCAUGGUUGGCGGUGGUUUGGUUCAGCAUUGGAUCGAUGGAAUGCGGUACGAGUGGACACUGCGCAACUGGCGCGUCGUCCAAAGUAUGAUGGAGUCCAACUUUAAGGUGCUCACCGUGCUGGACAUGCAAUUCGCCUUCUGCGUGCUUACGAUCGGUUUAUCACUUGCCCUCUUUGCUAUCGCCGGCGAGCUACGCAACCACCACCACCACAACUAGAGCUUCCUGUGCCACAGCACCCGAACAACGUAGGAGUCCAGAAGAACCCAAAAACCGUACCUGUGUGAAUACCUACACUCUCGUAAUGUAUGGUUCGCUCGGUUGUCUCUUAAGAACAGUCUCACCAGAACACGCAGCAGGCUCAAGCUCAACAAAAAAAAAAC
This is a messenger RNA of Anopheles aquasalis, 2609 nucleotides long. RefSeq lists its product as uncharacterized. Lineage: Eukaryota; Metazoa; Arthropoda; Insecta; Diptera; Culicidae. The record is from RefSeq and is a predicted model, not a curated record.